UAUUUAUGCGUAUUUACGUGUUUUUUUAUUUAAAACUCUAUAAGUAAAACAUAAGGGAAGUAAAUUAUCUUAGGUAGAAGACAAAAACUGAACAAUGGACCUCAAUGUAAUGGACAAGCUACGGCUUCUGAAGCUAGACACCGAGCUUCGACCGCAAAUAAAAAUGAAACCCAUGAGCCGCUACUACUUCACCGUCUCAACAAAUCCCGCCGAGCAGUUUUUCGUCUUCGCCUCCGUCGCCGCAUGGCUCAUUAGGAAAACUGGCAAACAGUUCGACCAGCCCAACGAGGAGGACGAUCCCAAUUCCAUAGUCGCGCUUAUAAUCGACGCUUUACGCGAAAAGGGCAUCAACAACGACUUCUCUACGCACAAACUGAAGCAGGGAUACGGGGACCAGGUCUGCUAUAUUCUUAACAAACUAGCGGACGAAGCUCUGAAGAAAGAAGACUUCGAGUGGCAGCAGCCGGUCGUAGACGCUCCCAACCCCGACGAAACAGCAGAAGACGUGGAUCAGAUUGAGGACGAAACGGAGAUACUUCUGGAUAAAGUUGAGGAGGAAAUGGAUGUAUAUUCUGAUGCGUCGGACGGUGAGCUUAAGGAAGAGGAAGAAAAGGAACCCACGAGUUUAUCGAACAAAAUUCAAGACUGGGAGUCGUGGAAAUUGGAGCUGGAGAGAGUAGCACCAGCGUUAAGAUUAAAGAUCACGGCUGACGGACGAGAUUGGAGAGCGAGGCAUGCGCAGAUGAGGACGUACAGAGACGAGUUAUUCGAGAGAUUCAAGAGUACUAGCACCCAGUUGAACAAGGUCCAUAGUAAUAUCUCCUCAGCCAUGGACAAAAUCGAAGCGAGAGAGAACAUUUUGAACGAGCAAUUCGCGCCUCUAAUUCGCGAGUACGGGGCACUUUUGGACGAGAUGAAAAAAGUCAACAACGAGUACAAGGAUAUAAACGCCGAGGUUGCGGAAAAGCAGGAGAUGUUGAAUGAGUUGACAGCUAAACUGGAAAAUAUCAAGCAACGCACGGAAUCCCGGGGGUCCUCUAUGAAUGAUAACGCUCCCCUCGUCACAGCCAAAAAGGCCGUGGAGACGCUAAAGAAAGAUAUUCAGGAACUGGACUUUCAAAUUGUCAUCCUCCUGUGGCUGCUUAUAUCUAAGGAAAAUCCGAAAUCUACUUUAUAUUUAACCGGUAUCGAGUCCACCGUUGAAAAUGAUAAUAUGUACUAAAGUCCAAACGGCGUAUCGAGGCACAAAACUUUGUAUAAAACUAGCUGA
Molecule: messenger RNA, 1270 nt
Organism: Aricia agestis (brown argus)
Lineage: Eukaryota; Metazoa; Arthropoda; Insecta; Lepidoptera; Lycaenidae
Gene: IFT57
Product: intraflagellar transport protein 57 homolog
Exons: 1
Coding region: 95-1222 (375 amino acids)
Biological process (GO): intraciliary transport; non-motile cilium assembly
Cellular component (GO): cilium; intraciliary transport particle B; centrosome
Source: RefSeq, a predicted model, not a curated record